Molecule: messenger RNA, 3773 nt
Organism: Tupaia belangeri chinensis (Chinese tree shrew)
Lineage: Eukaryota; Metazoa; Chordata; Mammalia; Scandentia; Tupaiidae
Gene: TLR4
Product: toll like receptor 4
Exons: 5
Coding region: 191-2716 (841 amino acids)
Biological process (GO): toll-like receptor 4 signaling pathway; inflammatory response; detection of lipopolysaccharide
Cellular component (GO): lipopolysaccharide receptor complex; plasma membrane
Molecular function (GO): transmembrane signaling receptor activity; protein binding; lipopolysaccharide immune receptor activity
Source: RefSeq, a predicted model, not a curated record
AAAAGCUCAAAAUGCUAAGCUUGCCACUCUCACUUCCUCUUACCCCUUAACCCAGAACAACUCAGAACACAUUCAUUGCUGGGGCACUGAUAGGAAAGAGAAGAUACCCGUGCCUCAGAGACUGCUUGGUCAGGCAGUUCCAGCCUGUCAUGUUCGCACAAGGCCACUGCUGGUCCCAGACAAUGCCAGGAUGAUGCCUCCUUUGCGCCUGGCUGGGACUCUGAUCCCAGCCAUGGCCUUCCUCUCCUGCCUGAAACCCGAAAGCUGGGAACCUUGUGUGGAGGUGGUUCCUAACAUUACUUACCAAUGCAUGGAGGUGAAUCUCUACAAAAUACCUGACAACAUCCCAUCCUCAACCGAGAACCUGGACCUUAGCUUUAAUCCCCUGAGAUAUCUAGGCAACCGUAACUUCUCCAAGUUCCCAGAACUCCAAGUGCUGGAUUUAUCCAGGUGUGACAUUCAGGCAAUAGAAGAUGAUGCAUAUUGGGGUCUAAACCACCUCUCUACCUUGAUAUUGACGGGAAACCCUAUUCAGCAUUUAGGCCUGGGAGCCUUUUCUGGACUAUCAAAUUUACAGAAGCUGGUGGCUGUGGAAACAAACCUAGAUUCUCUAGAGAACUUUCCUAUUGGACAUCUCAAGACUUUGAAGGAGCUUAAUGUGGCUCAUAAUCUUAUCCAUUCAUUCAAGAUACCUGGAUAUUUUUCUAACCUGCCCAACCUGGAGUACUUGGACCUUUCUAAUAACAAGAUCAGAAAUAUUUUUCAUGAAGAUGUGCAGGUUCUACAUCAAAUGCCCCUGCUCAACCUCUCUUUAGAAAUUUCCUUGAACCCUAUAGACUUUAUACAACCUAGUGCCUUUAAUGGAAUUAGACUCUAUGGGCUGACUUUGAGAAAUAAUUUUAAUAGCACAAAUAUAAUGAAGACUUGCAUUCAAGGUCUGGCUGGUUUAGAAGUCCAUCAGUUAGUUCUGGGAGAAUUUAGAAAUGAAAGAAACAUAGAAAAUUUUAACAAAUCUUCCUUGGAGGGACUGUGCAAUUUGACCAUUGGAGAAUUCCAUUUAGCAUUCUUAGAUGACUCCCCAGAUAAUACUAUUGACUUAUUUAAUUGUUUAGCAAAUGUUUCUGCAAUUUCUCUGGUGAGUCUGUAUUUAAAUAAUCUAGAAGGCCUUCCUAGGCAGGUCAGAUGGCAAUCUUUAGAAUUAAUUCACUGUAAUUAUAAACACUUCCCUUCAUUGGCGAUCUCUUCUCUCAAAAGGUUUGUUUUCACUGCUAACAAAGGUGGGGACACUUUCACUGAAGUUGUUCUACCAAGCCUUGAAUAUCUAGAUCUCAGUGGAAAUGGCUUGAGCUUCAAGAGUUGCUGUGAUCACACUGAUUUGGGGACAAGCAAACUGAAAUAUUUAGAUAUGAGCUUCAAUGGUGUCAUUAUUAUGAGUUCAAACUUUAUGGGCCUAGAAAGACUGGAAUAUCUGGAUUUUCAGCAUUCCACUUUGAAACAUGUUAAUGAUUUUCCAGUAUUCUUAUCACUCAAAAACCUCCUUUACCUUGACAUUUCUUACACUCACAUUCGAGUUGUCUUCCUUGGCAUCUUUGAUGGAUUGUUCAGUCUCCGUGUCUUGAAAAUGGCUGGGAAUUCUUUCCUCAACAACCUUCUUCCCAACAUUUUCACAAAUCUGACUGACUUGACCUUUCUGGACCUCACCCAUUGUCAACUGGAAGGGGUGUCUCCAAUGGCAUUUGACUCACUCCUCCAUCUUCAGUCACUAAAUAUGAGUCACAACCACCUCUUGGUUUUGGAUACAGCUCCUUAUAAACAUCUCCAAUCCCUCCAGGUUCUGGAUUGCAGUUUUAACCGCAUAGUGGCUUCAAAAGGGCAGGAAUUGCAGCAUUUUCCUAGUAAAUUAACUCUCUUAAAUCUCACUCAGAAUGAAUUUGCUUGUACUUGUGAACACCAGGGUUUUCUGCAGUGGGUCAAGGACCAGAGACGACUCUUGGUGGAAGCUGAACAAAUGAUAUGUGCAACACCUUCAGAUAUGCAGCACAUGCCUGUGCUGAGCUUCAGGAAUUCCACCUGUCAGGUGAGCAAGACCACAAUUAGUGUAUCUGUGCUCAGUGUGCUUGUGGUAUCUGCAGUAGUAGUUUUGGUCUAUAAGUUCUAUUUCCACCUGAUGCUUUUGGCUGGUUGCAAAAAGUAUGGAAGAGGUGAAAGCACCUAUGACGCUUUUGUUAUCUACUCAAGCCAGGAUGAAGACUGGGUGAGGAAUGAGCUAGUAAGAAAUUUAGAGGAAGGGGUACCCUCGUUUCAGCUCUGCCUUCAUUAUAGAGACUUUAUUCCUGGGGUGGCCAUUGCUGCCAACAUCAUUCAGGAAGGAUUCCACAAGAGCCGGAAAGUUAUUGUCGUGGUAUCCCAGCACUUCAUCCAGAGCCGUUGGUGUAUCUUUGAGUAUGAGAUUGCUCAGACCUGGCAGUUCCUGAGCAGUCGUGCUGGCAUUAUCUUCAUUGUCUUGCAGAAGUUGGAGAAGUCCCUACUUCAGCAGCAGGUGGAGUUGUAUCGCCUUCUUAGCAGGAACACUUACCUGGAGUGGGAAGACAAUGCCCUAGGGCGACACAUCUUUUGGAGACGACUCAGGAAAGCCCUCCUGGAUGGUAAACCAUGGAGUCCAGAAGCUGCAGCUGAUGCAGAAAACUGCCAGCAGGAAGCAACAACUGCUACCUGAGGAGGAGACACUCCUGAGGAGUUUCUUGCCCAAUUGGGAGUUCCCAGGAAUGUACAUAGAACCAUCUUCCCCAGAAAGAGUUCUUCAAAGAAAGAACAAUGAGGACAUCAUCAAGGAAGUGCAAAUCAAAACCACAAUGAGCUAUCACCUUGCAGCAGUUGGAAUGAUGACACAUGCUGAGGAUGUGUAGAAAUUAGAACCUUUCUACACAGUUGGUGGAAAUGUAAAGUGGUACAGUCCUAGAGAAAAGAUUAUGGAAAUUCCUCCAAAAAUUAAAAAUGAAACUGUCAUAUGAUCACUCUGAAUAUAUGCCCAAAAGGAUUGAAAUCAGGAUCUCAAAAUUACAUUUGUACCCCUAUGUUCAUUGCUCCAUUAUUCACAGCCAAUUGAUAGAAGCCACACAAAUGCCCACUGGUAGAAAAAAUGGAUAAAGAAAGUAUGCUCUAUAGAUGCAAUGGGAUAUUAUCCAGUCUUUAGAAAAAAGGAAAUCCUGCCAUCAGUGUCAACAUGGAUAAAGCUGUAGGCAACUCUUAAGUGGAAUAAGCCAGUCACAGAAGGACAAAUACUGAAUGGUUCCACUUCCAUGAAACACCAAACUAGUCCAACUCAUAAAAGCAGAAGGAUAAGAGAAUGGUGUUACCAGGGGCCCAGGGGAGGAGAAAAAAGAUAAAUGAGGAGUUGUUCAAUUGAUACAAAGUUACAGUUAUACAAGAUGAAUUAGUACUAAAGAUAUGCAGUACAGGAUGGUGCCUAUCAUAAACAACACUAUUGCAUGCACUUGAAAGUUUUUUGACAGAGUAGCACUCAUGUGAAGUCCUCUUCACACACACACACACACAAACACACACAAACCAAAAAUAAAAAUAAAAUGAAAUGACACAGGGAACUUUGGAGAUGAUGGGUGCAUCUGUUAUCUUGAGUACAGUGAUGUUUUCACAGGUCUGUAUGCAUAUGUCCAAACUCAUUGAACUGUACUCAUUAUAUAUGUGUAGCUUUUCUUUUUUGGUAUAUCCAUUAUAUGUCAUUGAAGCUGUAAAAAGGAAGAAAAUCCAGGUGC